Molecule: messenger RNA, 5339 nt
Organism: Lepus europaeus (European hare)
Lineage: Eukaryota; Metazoa; Chordata; Mammalia; Lagomorpha; Leporidae
Gene: ZSCAN29
Product: zinc finger and SCAN domain containing 29
Exons: 6
Coding region: 552-3113 (853 amino acids)
Biological process (GO): regulation of transcription by RNA polymerase II
Molecular function (GO): DNA-binding transcription factor activity, RNA polymerase II-specific; RNA polymerase II cis-regulatory region sequence-specific DNA binding
Source: RefSeq, a predicted model, not a curated record
UUUGGGAGCUGGUCUGGGUGGUGCGAGAGUCCUGGCGGGGGCCGAUCUCGGAGUGGGAGAGGCUGAGCGGGGGUCAGCUAUGCGAGUGACUGGAGAGACAGUCCCGGAGGCAGCCGCUCCUCGACGUGGACCGCAGGGUGCGCUCAGGGCGCCUUGACCCUAUCCGGGGCCUCAGGAGGAACUGCAGGAGUGACCCGGCCGGAGGGAGCGAAGACAAAGAGGCCGGAGCCGCGCACCCGCUGAUCCUUGAGCGGCGUUCGAGUCCGCAGCACCUGGAGCCCCUAGUCAGCACCCAGCUCGUCCUCAGGAGACCCAUUCCUGCUGCCCCUCGGACCCCCGCUCCUCACCAAGUCAGUGAGACGCUCCCCCAGCCCACCCGGUGCCUGCUUCAGGAGCCACCCACAGCAGCUGCUCCCGAUGCACGAGGUUUCCCAAAGAAACUCCUCUCACAGACAGAGACUUAUCUGCAGGUGAUUCUCCAAGGACAUGGGAAGAUAGGAGUAAGCCCUGGAACCCACGCCCUAAGUGGAGGGCCGCUGCUUUCUGCUGGAAUGAUGGCCAACCCCGCCCCGAGAGGGAAUGGCACUAACUCGGAGACCUUUCGGCAGCGCUUCAGGAGAUUCCACUACCAGGAGGUGGCUGGGCCCCGGGAGGCUUUCAGCCAGCUCUGGGAACUUUGCUGCCGGUGGCUAAGGCCGGAAGUGCGCACCAAGGAGCAGAUCGUAGAAUUGCUGGUGCUAGAGCAAUUCCUGACUGUCCUGCCUGGGGAGAUCCAGAACUGGGUACAGGAGCGGUGUCCAGAAAAUGGAGAGGAGGCAGUGACAAUGGUGGAAGAUCUAGAAAGCCAGCCUGGAAGACCUGGACGUUCGGUCACAGUCUCUGUGAAGGGGCAGGAUGUGCGCUUGGAGAAGAUGACACCCCUGAAAUCAUCACAAGAGUUAUUAAGUGUUCGGCAGGAGUCAGUGGCACCCCAGCCCAGGGGUGUACCCAAGAAAGAGAGGGCAAGAAGCCCAGACCUGGGACCACAGGAGCAGAUGAAUCCAAAGGAGAAGCUCAGACGUUUUCAAAGGAGCGGAUUUCCUUUUCCUAAAUCUGACAUGGCCUCCAGGUUGGAGCAGGCAGAGCCAUGGAUCCUAGCUUCGUUGGGCUCCAAAGAUAAAGAACUCCCAAGAGACAGCCACGCAGGAGAUAGAAGAGUACAUGCUGAUCUGUUGCUAUCCAAGAGAGAGAGAAGCUACGUGGAGCAGGACCACUGGAGUUUUGAGGAUGAGAAGGUAGCAGGUGUGCACUGGGGCUAUGAAGAGACCAGAACUCUACUUGCAAUUCUCAGCCAAACCGAGUUCUAUGAGGCUCUCCGAAACUGUCAUCGAAAUAGCCAAGUGUAUGGGGCCGUGGCCGAGCGGCUCCGAGAGUAUGGCUUCCUUCGAACCCUUGAGCAGUGUCGGACGAAGUUCAAGGGUCUUCAGAAGAGCUAUCGAAAAGUCAAGAGUGGCCACCCACCUGAGACCUGUCCCUUCUUUGAAGAGAUGGAAGCCUUGAUGAGUGCCCAGGUCAUUGCCCUACCCUGUAAUAGCCUAGAAGCAGCAGUAUCUCUUUCUGGUCAAAUGGGCAGUGAUACUGAGACUGAAGAGCCACAGCAGGGGGGCUGGCAGCAAGAGAAGGGAGCAGAAGAAGCCAUGGCAGAGGAGUCUGAUAGUGAUGAAGCAGACUUGGAGGCCACACCUCAGGACCCCAACAACACAACCGCACCUGUCCUGUUCCGGAGCCCAAGUGGUGUACACUGGGGCUAUGAAGAGACCAAGACUUACCUUGCAAUUCUUAGUGAGACUCAGUUUUAUGAAGCCCUUCAGAACUGUCACCGCAACAGCCAGUUGUACGGAGCAGUGGCUGAGAGGUUAUGGGAAUAUGGCUUCCUUAGGACCCCAGAGCAGUGUCGGACAAAGUUUAAAAGCCUACAGACCAGUUAUCGCAAAGUCAAGAAUGGACAGGCACCAGAGACUUGUCCCUUCUUUGAAGAGAUGGAUGCUCUGGUGAGUGCACGGGUUGCUGCCCCUCCCAGCAAUGGCCAGGAAGAGGAGCCAGCUUCUUGCCCCAUCCAGGGGACCAGUGAGGCUCAAGCUGAGAAGCAAACUGAAGAGGCAGAAGAGGCAACAGAGGAAGAUUCUGAUGAGGAAGAGGAGGAUAUUGAGAUUCCCCCAGAGGCUGUCAGAACCCGUGCUCCAGUCUUAUUUCAAAGCCCCAGUGGUUUUGAGGCUGGAUUUGAGAAUGAAGAGAAUGCAAAACGGGAUAUAUCUGAGGAAGUGCAACUGCAUAGGACAUUACUUGCGAGGUCUGAAAGGAAAAUUGCCCAUCAUCUUAAUCAAGGUAAAGGUAGUGAGAAUGAAUGUAGAUCAGGAAGAGAGUGGGAAAAAAUCCCAGGGGAGAAAACAGGAAAACUGAAACUUCCAGAGAAGAGUUUAGGUAAAGUCAUAAGUCAUCAGAGGCCUUGCUUGGGAGAGAAACCCUCCAAGUAUCUCAGAUACGGCAAAAGCUUUAGCCCAAACUCCUCUUUCAUGCAUCAGAUAUCUCAGCAGGUAGAAAAUCCAUAUAAAUGUGCUGACUGUGGGAAAAGCUUCAGUAGAAGUGCACGCCUCAUUAGACAUCGGCGAAUCCACACUGGAGAGAAACCGUAUAAGUGUCUUGACUGUGGUAAAAGUUUCCGAGACAGUUCAAAUUUCAUCACCCAUAGGAGAAUCCACACAGGAGAGAAACCUUAUCAGUGUGGUGAGUGUGGAAAACGCUUUAAUCAGAGCUCAAGCCUUAUAAUUCAUCAGAGAACUCACACAGGAGAAAAGCCCUAUCAAUGUGAAGAGUGUGGAAAAAGCUUCAAUAACAGUUCUCAUUUUAGUGCACAUCGAAGAAUACACACAGGAGAGAGACCACAUGUGUGUUCUGACUGUGGAAAGAGUUUCAGUAAGAGUUCUGACUUACGUGCGCAUCACAGAACCCACACGGGAGAGAAGCCCUAUGGGUGUCAUGAUUGCGGCAAGUGUUUUAGUAAAAGCUCUGCCCUUAACAAGCACCGAGAAAUCCAUACACGAGAAAAGCUUCUGACACAGUCAGCACCUAAGUAAGCCCCUGAGGAUGUGGAUAUAUAUAGAAGAAAGAGCCUCAAUAAGUAUUGUUUGGAAAGUCUUCCAGGAGUGAGAUCCAUCUAUUUAUUUGCCCAGUUGGCUUAAGACUCUCCAGGAUUUAUGCCACUGUUUGUUCCUUAUAUUUCUCCUGGUUCUAGUGUCAAAUUCCCAAGGCAGUCAUUUUAAGAACCAAAGGAAUAUUUCAGUCCCUCUCCUUGCCUACAUUUGAACAGACAGGUAACAACUUUUGCCUCUGAGUGCCUAUGUUGUUCCUUUAAUAGAGGACAUGAUAGCAGAGCCUGUGAAUUUGAUAUAUGCAUCUUUACUCAUCCUGUCAUUCAACUGCAGUUCAAAUUUAAAAACCCAUCACAUCUGCAUUUCCGGGAAAAGUUGUGAGACAUUCUUCAUUAGGUGGGUCUAGGUCUUCUUUACACAAUAAUGGAAAUGCUAAAAAGAAUGAAUCUUCCUAUUCACGUAAGCCAGGGCUCAGAAUGACAUAUCUGUCAGGCAUAUUCUUCAUUUACCUCAAAGAAGAGUUUAAUGUCCCUCUUGGUUCUGCUGUAAGAAUCAUCUUGUCAAGAACCAGGUGUUCUCUAUGGGGAAACAAUAUAAAUUUUAUAUAAAUAUUAAAAUGUGAACCCUGAAUUUCUUAGUUUUUUCCAAAUCCUAGCAGGGUUGGAAUAGACUACUACUACAUUCACAGCAUCUAGUUUGAUUUUCUUUCAGUCCUAUCAACUGAAUUUAAUCUGCCCUUUGUGGUCCAGAGGCCCAAAGAGCAAGCUAGCUAGUUGUGUUGGGGAAGGCAGUUAAAGCUGCUAAUAGGGAAUCAUCUAUAUCCACACACUCCAAACACCUAGUAUAGAGUUAGCACCCCAUCAGCACUAAAUACUAACCUGCAAAGAACAGAAGCCACUGCCACAUUCCCAUGUAUUGGGAAAACAGACCACUCUGUGCCAACAACUGUUUCAUGGCAGGGAAGAUGGAUCAUCUUUGGUCAGUGGAGCUACCAGUCCACACAAACACACUCAACUGUGUACAGUUAAAAGCAGCUCUUCAAACACAGGUGUAAUUACUAAUCUUUAUAAUCAGAACUGAGUUGGCCAUAUGUUCACAGUACUAUGACAAGCACUGUAAAACAUGUUAGACACAGUCUAAAACAAAUGACACAAUAAGCACGUGUGUAGCUGGCAACAGUUUCAGAGAAAUCUAGAAAGCUAAGUAGUACCUCUAUGCAAAAAUGUUAAUGGCUAAUCAUUAGAAUUUGCUACAAUAAAAUUUUAAAAGGUAUUCUCUUUUAUUCAGGAAGCCUUAAUGAAGCAGAAAGUGUCCAGAGCAGGGAAGGUUAUUGGGUAAAUUAGGGUAGGAUGAACUUUCUAAAACUAGUUGCAAAACUGAGUGCUGGAUGGGUGAGGAAUAGGAAAGAUGGGGGAGUGGUUGGUAGAACAGAGACUGUAAGGAAGGUUAGCUAAAGUUUAGAGCAGUUCAAAGCUUGGGAAGAGUAUAACAUGGGUUGUGCAGCGGAAGAAAAAGAAUCACCUUAGCCAAAAUAUGACGUGUCAGAGGCAGCCACAAGGUGGUACACUCAUCAUCACAGGUGCGAUGCUACACUUACUGCUAAGGAAAGAGUGGCUGACAUCAGGGAGAGAGAGCAGUUUUGGGGGACUAGCUUCUAUGGGAGACAAAGGCCAGUUGGGGAGGUCAGAAGAAAGAUGAACACAGCCAGAUGGCCAUGCCUAGGAUAAGCAGCUGUUUCACAUUCAUAGUAAAUUAAAGUUCUGUGGUUAGGGUGAGAUCUGGGACAGCUGUAGGGAGAUAGGAUAUUCUGUAAUUCGUAGCUUACUGUGUUAGAUGAGAGAUUACUUAGGGUUCUACUGCUGAGGAAAAAGAAUCUCCCAACAUUUAUUAAGAAUUAAGGGAAGAUGGUAUCUCAGUUUUGCUGCCUAAACAGACAGGAAGGUUCAGGAAACACCAGUAUAAAGCAAUAACUCAGGAUCUGCAUGGUUUAGGAAGCAUGCUAUCAUGUUAAAAGAGAUUAUUGUCUUUAGUAUAUUAAUGUAUAGUUGUGUGGAAAAAGCAUCGGUUGGGCUUUCAACAGAUAUGAAUUGUGGUUCCAGAUGUCCUGUAAGUCAUCCUGCCUCCAUUUCCCUUUCUGUAGAGCAGGAUAAUGUUUACACCUAAUCUGCCUCUCAGGGAUACCAUGUCAAUAAAAAUUACAUCUAUAAAGUA